Messenger RNA from Drosophila persimilis, 486 nucleotides. RefSeq names its product probable 60S ribosomal protein L37-A (gene RpL37a). Gene Ontology annotation, biological process: translation. Gene Ontology annotation, cellular component: cytosolic large ribosomal subunit; ribosome. The annotation marks the transcript as partial. NCBI's taxonomy places the organism in Eukaryota, Metazoa, Arthropoda, Insecta, Diptera, Drosophilidae. The record is from RefSeq and is a predicted model, not a curated record. Gene Ontology annotation, molecular function: structural constituent of ribosome; RNA binding. The transcript is spliced from 2 exons.
AAUACUAAUAAAGUUUUGCUUUUACAGACGAAGGGUACCUCCAGCUUUGGUAAACGUCAUAACAAGACGCACACUCUGUGCCGUCGUUGUGGACGCUCUUCGUACCACAUCCAGAAGUCGACUUGUGCUCAGUGCGGCUACCCAGCCGCCAAGUUGCGUUCGUACAACUGGUCCGUGAAGGCCAAGAGGAGGAAGACCACUGGCACUGGCCGCAUGAGCCACCUGAAGGUUGUCCGUCGUCGCUUCCGCAAUGGUUUCCGCGAGGGCACCCAGGCCAAGCCCAAGAAGGCCACCCAGUCCGGCAAAUAAACCCAGCGGUUUAUUCCUUGACCAGUACGGACAGCAUCAUCGCAACAGCAACAAAAAAAAAACUUUCAUUAGCUGUAGGCCUUAAGCCUUAAGCCGUCUCCAUUUGGCUUCGAGAAGCUUUCCCGUCUGGGGGAGCUUUCUUUCAGCUAAUAAAUGAACGUUAUUUGGUUAAGUGAA